Molecule: messenger RNA, 3892 nt
Organism: Petromyzon marinus (sea lamprey)
Lineage: Eukaryota; Metazoa; Chordata; Hyperoartia; Petromyzontiformes; Petromyzontidae
Product: leucine-rich repeat transmembrane protein FLRT1-like
Molecular function (GO): protein binding
Source: RefSeq, a predicted model, not a curated record
GAAAAGUGUCUUCCACGAAAACCGGUCCCUGGUGCCAAAAAGGUUGGGGACCGCUGCUCUCGAGGACCACCCUAGAGGGCAUUUUUGCCAACUAUUCCACAUUGGCCAGACAUCUCGGAAUAUACAGGAAUACAAGUGACCUGCAGAUCGACUAACCGUGGGUUUCUCACGAAAACAUGUACUGCUGGGUGGAGAGAGGCUGGGAGAUUUAAACAACUGGGCCACUGUUUCAACAGCCAUGCCAGGAGCUCAAAUUGAACCGGCGACUUCUGGAUUGCAAAGGUCCAGCGUGCUGACCAUUAUACCACGACAGCAUCCCUAUUUUUCGUAAGUCAUAAAUAACACAGCAAUGUAAAACUUUUAAUUAACAAAAACCCACAUAAGCAGUAGAUACUGGAGAUCCCACCACAAGGUGUGCAUCUUGUAUGAUGCCUUGGCAUGUAUCGUGGCCGUUAUGUCUCAGUGUAACCGUGCCAAACUUGCCAGACGACUCUUAGCAGCAGCAGCCUGUCCCAGUGCUGUCCCAGGCUGGCUUCCGUUACUCGUACAGACACGCAAGGCUUAUUUAUGAUAUAGUGUGUUCAGCGAGACUCGAGAGCUUUGGCAGCAGAAAAAAAACGUAUUAACCCAUUCUAUAUUUAGGCUCUCGAGCUCUCAGACUCACCAUGAGAGAUUUCAUAGAUGAUGAUGGAUGUGCAGAGUGUGUGUGUGUGCGUCAAAUAAUCAGCAUUGUUGCAUUAAUGCAUGGAAUGCCUAUCCUAGGGAGAAUAACAAAUACAAGUACAUUAUAUAAAUGAUGUGCCAGACCAGGUCUUUAGCUUAGCCGUCAAUGCUUUUAAAUGAUUGCGUAUAAAACAUUGUCAUCUGAAAAAAGAUGCAGUUACACAACAUGAAGAAAUUUGUAAAUAUCCCCAACAUAGUGAGCAUUGCUUAAAAGGCAGGAACAUUAGUUUGUACCAACAAAAUAUAUGCAUUAAGCCGCUAUAGAUAUUUGCAAGGGGGUUGCCUGCCUAAAAUAUCAAGUAAGCCACCUGUUAUGAAGCAUACUCUGCAGGGUCCCACGAGAAUGAACUGCAUAUUAUUUACUCCUGAAGGUCCCUCCCUUUCCUGGCACAACUCAGGCUGGGAAAUGCAGUGAUAGGCAGUUCGUGUCCCACCAGCCUACUGUUUCUUAAUCACGCAGAUGUCGCAAGAACAUCCCGAAAGUGUGAUGGAACUAAAGUCAUGCCAGUGUUUUUGUUGCUGGAUUUUGAGGCUAUGCAGUUGUUCUAACAAUGGCUGUGACACUGUCUCUGACAUCCUGCAAUCUCAGAAGUGAAGGUCUGGAAGGAAGGGUGUGUCCACAGUUGGCUUAAGGCUCCACGUUCAAAGUCACGCAGUUUUUUUUUCACAAGCCUCGCGCCAAGGCUACUCAAGCGAACGGACCAUUCGACCAAAUCUAUACCCCCGGCGUUGGCCACCAUGACCUCGGGGAGAUGUUCUUGGCUUGUGGUUGCUCUGCUCUUCAUUGCUCCAGCGGCCACGUGCCCAGCCGUUUGCCGGUGCGAUGCAGACAAUGAACUCGUCUACUGCAAUGACAAGAACUUGACUUCGGUUCCGAUUGGAAUACCUGAGAACACGCACGUGCUGUAUCUCCAAGAUAACCUGAUUACUGCGGCUGGGAUUCCUCUUGCGGUAAAGAAUUUGACCAAUUUGAAAUUGCUAUAUUUGUACGGAAAUCGACUAGAGUCCUUCCCAAUAAAUCUACCAACAAGUCUCCUCGAACUACAUCUGCAGAUGAACAAAUUACGUAGAAUAUCCACAGAGGCUCUUUCGCAGAUUCGUCUGCUGGAAAAGCUUCACCUCGAUGACAAUGCUCUUGCCACGAGUGAGAUUGAGCAAGGCGCCUUUCGAGAAUUAAGUUCUAUUAAAGGUUUGUUUUUCUCCUCUAAUCAAUUGUUGUCUGUGCCUUAUGACCUUCCGAAAAGUUUGGAAGAACUACAACUGGAAAGCAAUCGGAUCACAACAAUAUUGGAAAAUACUUUUGAAGGAAUGGUGAACCUAAAGCAUUUAAAUUUGGACUGGAAUGCAUUAACGAGUGAAGGUAUUCAUGAUAGUUCAUUUGCCGACCUUGUGGAGCUGGAAGAACUGUCGUUAGCAAACAAUUUACUUACUUCACCACCAAGAAUUUUUCCAGGAACAAAUUUGCAAAAACUGCAUUUGCAACAUAACAACAUCACAACAAUUCCAUCAAACUCAUUUUUGUCUUUACAUAACCUUGUUUACCUCGAUUUAUCAGAAAACCACAUACAGAGUUUGCCCGUUGAAGCCUUUAGUGGACUGAACAACCUGAAACAACUCACACUUCAGAACAAUCCAUGGUUGUGUGACCGCAAGCUCCUGUUGCUCAAAGACUUCUUGGAAACAAGUACUGUGCAUGUGAAUGGAUUUAUUUGCAAUGAACCACACUACCUGAAAGGUGAAACUUACAAGGCAAUAAGACCUGAAAUGUUGAACUCUCGCAAUGCCCAGCUGUCUACAUCUUUAAUGGUAAUGGAAAAUGCCACUUUGAGGCCAACUACAAAAUACACUACAACACAUGCUUCGAGCGAGGUUCCUGAAACCACGUCAGCCAGCGAUUUCACGACAAACCAAGAAGGGAAAACUACGGCCAUACCUACGUUUGUAACUACAACAAGUAAUGCAACCUCAGAAACUACUAUGGCCCCAACAACAGAUCAUUUAACAUCACAGAGCUACAACAAUCCUGUGUUAAGAGGGCAGUCAAUGGGCGAGCAAGAAAUUAAGGUUGAAUGGGAAUUUAUGCAUCCCAAUGCAUUAUAUAAUCUCAGUUGGACAGAAACUGAAAAUAAAACUCCCGUGGCAGGGACAUCGUCGGAAAUAGUCUACGGCAGCCCUCCUUCAUAUGUCAUCACGAAACUUCGGGCAGAAACAGCUUACAGGAUAUGCUUGGAACUCGUACGGCAUGACAGUACGUUACUUCAGGACACCGCGGCAAUUUGCACGGACGCACGGACAAAUGGUUCUUUGCCAAAUAACCUUACUUUGUUUUUAAACCAGGACCAAACCAUUUUAGCUGACAAAGGUCUUCCCAUUCCAGUCGCUGGUCUCCUAGGAGGAAGCGUUGCCUCUGUGCUGGUGUUGGUGCUUCUCGGUGCUCUGUGCUGGUACUCGCACAAAACUGGGCGCUACUUUGUUACACGCAGGGCACCCAGAAAGGCAUCCCGCUUGAGGAAUGUGAAGCAACAGUAUCCAAACAAGCAAAGAGUCUUCGAGAUGAAUGUACCGCCGCACAAGCGGGAACAAUUAAACAGCCAUGUGCACGAUGGUAAAAAUAUAGACAACGUAAAAAACUGUAAUUUAAAUGCUGAAAACAAUACAAACCCACUGAAUACAAACGAGCUGUGUGCAUGACCUCAGUGGCUGCACUGGACAGUGAUGGCUUAUAUGCCGCUAAUGAAGCCCACGUCAUGAAUUUUAGCAUCGAUUAAUUAAAACAUUAAAAACGAUUUUGUCAUCUGAGCUGUUAAAAUAUUACUAUUUGGCACUCCAUGGUCCAUGAAUGACAAAUGCGAUGUACGUGUUUUGUAAAUACGUUGUGAAAAGUAUAAGGUGUUUUUUUUUAAUUUACAUUGAGGCACUAUGUGGUCAAAUUGAAUUUCCUUGUCGUGUGCAUAUCAUUUUUACGAGUGGGCAACUUCAGGUUAUGUACGCAUACAACGGAUUAGGCUAAAUGACUUAAACACAUGUUUUGACCCUUGCUGAAAAAGAGUACAGUAUAUGAAAUCUAAACUGUUUCAAGAACAGAAAUGGUCAGUUUAACACGUAGGCUUUCGCGACCAAUAUUAUUCAUAAUAAAGGUUUUUGGGUUAGAUCGCGUUAUUUAUAAAUG